This is a messenger RNA of Scaptodrosophila lebanonensis, 2951 nucleotides long. It is a transcript of the gene 5-HT7, whose product is annotated as 5-hydroxytryptamine receptor 1. The coding region runs from base 438 to 2162 and encodes 574 amino acids. The transcript has a single exon. Gene Ontology annotation, cellular component: membrane. Gene Ontology annotation, biological process: adenylate cyclase-activating adrenergic receptor signaling pathway. Lineage: Eukaryota; Metazoa; Arthropoda; Insecta; Diptera; Drosophilidae. Gene Ontology annotation, molecular function: G protein-coupled amine receptor activity. The record is from RefSeq and is a predicted model, not a curated record.
ACAACGUAAAUUGCGAUACACUCGCGGCCCCAAAACACAUACCCCUACCAAAAAAAAAAAGCAAAAACAAAUCGAGCGAGCCAGAGGCACGCAGCAAAAUUAACUGUAACGAUAAAGUUACGGCGGAGGGGCAGCCGUGCAGAAGAUUUGAGUGCAUGUGAAUUAAUAUUUAAUCGCUCAAACGGUACAUAGUACACGAGAGAGGUGACACGAGUGUGCACAGUUGAGUGAGAGAAGGAGAGUGAGCGCGUGGGUGGAAGGAAGGCAAUUAAGCAAAAGGCAAUCAGCAGCGCAUAAACCUAACUCUAAGUAUUCAUAAAUAGGUGUUAUUUGAACUCAACUCACACACCGAGGCACCACUCCUUCCACUCGGAGUAUUGCUUGCUGCCAGCAAUUGGGAGCGAGAUAGACAGAGGGAGAGGGAAGCGCGCAUUUAUAUGGCUUCGCCGGCCAGUAACGUUUACGCUCCAGCCAAAUGCAGCAGCCACUUCAUCAACGCCCAGACGCCCAUUCAGCGCACGAAGAGAAGGCAGAGCCAUCAUCGUCACCAACACAAUCAAAAACUGAUCUCAACGGCCCUGACGCUGCUGACGCUCCUGCUGAGCAGUUGCAUCGCCUAUGCGCUGGGUAGCAGCCAUGAACAGGACUUUGCCGCCCUGGUGCUGGAGUCGGGCGGUAAUGCGCCCACAGACUACAACAGCUCCAGCGCCUUUCUUAGUGCCAUUGCUGCGGUGUCGGGCAACGCCAGCUAUGCCAGCUCACCCACUUCGGCAGCAGUCGGGAGCAGCACCAACUCCUACAGCAGCAUCACCAGCAUCGACAACAACAGCAGCACCAAUACAGUGGCCACACUGGUUUCUCUAUCGGACUCACCACUGGAGUCUGAGCAGUCGCUGGAGAGGGACGACACAGCCGUGGAUUUCGUGCUGCCGCCAGUACAUGCGAUUGUGGUCAGCAUAGUGCUCCUGGUGGUCAUUAUUGGCACCGUGGUGGGCAAUGUACUCGUCUGCAUUGCCGUCUGUAUGGUGCGUAAGCUGCGUCGACCCUGCAACUAUUUGCUAGUCUCGCUGGCGCUCUCCGAUCUCUGCGUGGCCGUACUGGUCAUGCCCAUGGCACUGCUCUACGAGGUGCUGGAGAAGUGGAACUUUGGUCCGCUGCUUUGCGACAUCUGGGUGUCAUUCGAUGUACUCUGCUGCACUGCCUCCAUACUGAAUCUGUGUGCCAUUUCGGUGGAUCGCUAUUUGGCCAUUACCAAGCCCCUGGAGUACGGAGUUAAGCGCACCCCGCGCCGCAUGAUGCUGUGCGUGGGCAUUGUCUGGUUGGCCGCCGCCUGCAUCUCGCUGCCACCGCUGCUCAUUCUGGGUAACGAGCAUGUCGGUGAAGGUGGGGAGCCCAUUUGCACCGUCUGCCAAAAUUUUGCAUAUCAGAUCUAUGCCACCCUCGGUUCCUUCUAUAUACCGCUCUCCGUGAUGCUGUUCGUCUACUAUCAGAUCUUCAGAGCGGCACGACGCAUUGUUCUCGAAGAGAAGCGCGCCCAAACGCAUUUGCAGCAUGCGCUCAACGGCACGGGCUCGCCACAGACAGCGGUGGCGCCUCCCCCACCAAUGGGCCACACGGAGCUGGGUGGCAAUGGCAAUGGACAGCAGCGACACAGCAGCGUGGGAAACACCUCGCUGACUUACUCCACAUGCGGCGGAUUGAGCGGCAGUGGUGGGGGGCAUGGACAUCAUGGCAGUGGAGGGGGAGUGAGUGGCACAACGGGACUACUUGGGUCGCCGCAUCACAAGAAACUGCGCUUCCAGCUGGCCAAGGAGAAGAAGGCCUCGACCACACUAGGCAUCAUCAUGUCGGCCUUCACCAUAUGCUGGCUGCCCUUCUUCAUAUUGGCCCUCAUACGCCCGUUCGAGACGAUGCAUGUGCCCGCUUCGCUGUCCUCGCUCUUCCUGUGGCUGGGCUAUGCCAACUCGCUGCUAAAUCCGAUUAUCUAUGCGACACUGAAUCGCGACUUCCGCAAACCCUUCCAGGAAAUACUCUAUUUCCGCUGCUCGAGUCUGAACACGAUGAUGCGUGAGAACUACUAUCAGGAUCAGUAUGGAGAGCCGCCUUCGCAGCGCGUCAUGUUGGGUGACGAGCGGCACGGAGCUCGCGAAAGUUUUCUCUGAAAUUAGGCGUUGGAUGCAAAACCCUGGAAUGAUGAUUCCGUGAAAUUCUAUUUAGACGCACUUGAUUAUGCUUAGAAAUCCAAUGUAGUGCGUAAAAGUAAUGCAAAUGCUCUACCCACACAUAUAUUUAUAACUGUACACCUAUCUGUAUGUAUGUAGUAGUGUAUAUGUAUGUGCACCAAAAAACAAACGGAAAAACAAGAAAAAUAAUAUAAGUACUACUUGUAUGUGUAGUUCGUGAUGAUGAUGAUGACGAUGAUGACGAUGACUAAGACGACUCCUUUAAAUGUAACUCGUUGUUGUAAUUUUAAACUAGAUGUAAGCGGUGUGUGGCAAUCACGAAUUGAGAAAACACACCACACACACACACACAAAUACACACACACUCACAGAAAUACACACAUAUACAACAACAACAAUACGAUUGUAGGGCUCGAAACCAGCCGAAGAGAGACAGGUUUCCAUUGUUCCUUCAAUGUAACUAUGCAUGUAUGAAUAAUGAAUUGUUGCAUUUCUAUUGUUUUAUGUUUCCACACAAACAAACAAAAAAAAAAAAAAAAAAAAAGAGCAGAAACACAAUCAGAGAAACGAGAAAAUCGAAUCAACUCAUACUACGUUUUCAUAGAGCCGUACUGCGACCCAAACUAAUUUGAGAUACUCACACAACUGAGCCAAAAACUAAAUUAAACGCAUACCUACGCAUAUACAUAUAGUAAAUACUUAUAUAUACGUAUACCUACUUACUAUAUAUAAUGAUAUAUACAUGAAUAUUUUUAGCUGCAAUUCAAA